AUGGAGUUUCUGCAAGGGAAAGAGUUGGCAGGCGUAGGGAGGCUCUGCCUCUGCAUGGUUUGGGUGUGCCUCUUCGCCCAGCUGCUCCCACCGUGGACCCCGGCGCCUCCCACCACAUCAUCAUCGUCUUCGCCACCAGCGCACCAGCCAUCCAACAACUGGCCACUCAUGCAGUAUUCCGCUACAUCGUCACCUUCGUCGGCCCACGAACCAUCGGCUGCGGCGGAGGACCCACCGACGCGAGCAUACGCGCGCGAGCACUGGGUGCUGGCCGAGGUGGGGCGGACAUACAAGAACGCGGUGUACAUGUCCCGGGAAGCGGAGGCGAGGGACGAGAACGCCUUCAUCACCGCCACCCUGGCCCUCGGGUCGCACUACCUCCUCAUCGGCCUCUCGCUCUGGCUCCUGCUGGCGCCCGAGAAGGAACGGUCGGCACUGGCCGACGGCCUCUGA
This is a messenger RNA of Acanthamoeba castellanii str. Neff, 453 nucleotides long. RefSeq lists its product as uncharacterized. The coding region runs from base 1 to 453 and encodes 150 amino acids. NCBI's taxonomy places the organism in Eukaryota, Discosea, Longamoebia, Acanthamoebidae. The transcript has 2 exons. The record is from RefSeq and is a predicted model, not a curated record.